Molecule: messenger RNA, 3394 nt
Organism: Tarenaya hassleriana
Lineage: Eukaryota; Viridiplantae; Streptophyta; Magnoliopsida; Brassicales; Cleomaceae
Product: calcium-transporting ATPase 3, endoplasmic reticulum-type
Exons: 34
Coding region: 185-3190 (1001 amino acids)
Biological process (GO): calcium ion transmembrane transport; intracellular calcium ion homeostasis
Cellular component (GO): membrane
Molecular function (GO): P-type calcium transporter activity; ATP hydrolysis activity; ATP binding
Source: RefSeq, a predicted model, not a curated record
AAUAAUGAAAUACUAGAGGGUCUUGACCUGUGUGACUUUCCCAUAGAUCGGAAUCGGACCGUUUUUCUCUUCUCAGUGAGUCUCUCUCUCCAUGGAAACUGGCGUUACGAGUUCGCAUCGGCUGUAGAUUUUAGCUCCCUUUGUCGCGAUCCAACGGCUGGUUCAAAACCCUAUUUUCUUGAUUAUGGAAGAUGCAUACGCCAGAUCUGUCACCGAGGUGCUUGAUUUCUUUGGGGUAGACCCGACAAAGGGCCUUUCUGAUUCUCAGGUUAUUCAGCAUUCUAGGCUUUUUGGCAAAAAUGUACUGCCUGAAGAGAAAAGAACUUCAUUCUGGAAGCUGGUUUUGAAACAAUUUGAUGAUUUGCUCGUUAAGAUAUUGAUCGCAGCUGCGAUUGUUUCUUUUGUAUUGGCGUUGGUUAAUGGAGAGACUGGUUUAACGGCAUUUCUUGAGCCUUUUGUAAUUCUACUUAUUCUGGCUGCAAAUGCUGCAGUCGGGGUGAUCACAGAGACAAAUGCUGAGAAAGCUCUCGAGGAGCUACGUGCUUACCAAGCAAAUAUAGCUACAGUCCUCCGGAAUGGUUGCUUCUCAAUAUUACCUGCAACAGAACUGGUGCCAGGUGACAUUGUGGAAGUUAAUGUGGGCUGUAAGAUUCCGGCUGACCUGAGGAUGAUUGAGAUGUUGAGCAAUGAGUUAUGCGUUGAUCAAGCAAUUCUAACAGGUGAAAGCUGUUCAGUGGAGAAAGAUAUUGACUGUCCUGUAACAACAAAUGCUGUCUACCAAGACAAGACUAAUAUUUUAUUUUCGGGAACUGAUGUCGUUGCCGGUAGGGCAAGGGCUGUUGUUGUCGGUGUUGGUGCAAACACUGCUAUGGGUAGCAUACAAGAUUCUAUGUUGCAAACAGACGAUGAGGCAACACCAUUGAAAAAAAAGCUGGAUGAGUUUGGCAGCUUCUUGGCUAAGGUUAUUGCUGGAAUUUGUGUACUUGUGUGGGUUGUCAACAUUGGCCAUUUUGGCGACCCUUCUCAUGGGGGAUUCUUACAAGGCGCAAUUCACUAUUUUAAGAUUGCAGUUGCGCUUGCAGUAGCAGCAAUUCCAGAAGGUCUUCCUGCUGUUGUUACAACGUGUUUGGCCCUUGGAACAAAGAGAAUGGCUCGGUUGAAUGCCAUUGUACGAUCAUUGCCAUCUGUUGAGACUCUUGGUUGCACCACAGUAAUUUGCAGUGACAAGACUGGAACUCUAACAACCAAUAUGAUGUCCGUGUCAAGGAUAUGUGUAGUCCAAUCUGCAGAGUAUGGUCCUAUGAUUAGUGAAUACAGUGUGAGUGGGACGACAUAUGCCCCAGAAGGUACCAUCUUUGACAGCAAUGGGAUGCAGCUGGACUUUCCCGCUCAGUCACCUUGCCUUCAUCAUCUAGCAAUGUGUUCAGCACUCUGUAAUGAGUCCAUCCUGCAAUACAAUCCAGACAAAGAUUUGUAUGAAAAAAUCGGGGAAUCAACAGAAGUUGCUCUUCGAGUUUUUACAGAAAAGGUUGGCCUUCCAGGUUUUGAUUCAAUGCCUUCUGCUCUAAACAUGUUGAGCAAGCAUGAGCGUGCAUCAUACUGCAACCAUUAUUGGGAAAAUCAGUUUAAGAAGGCUUAUGUUUUGGAGUUUACUCGUGAUCGCAAAAUGAUGAGCAUCCUUUGCAGCCAUAAGCAAAUGGAUGUGAUGUUUUCAAAGGGUGCCCCAGAAAGUAUAAUUGCUAGGUGCACCAAACUUCUCUGCAACAAUGAUGGUUCUGUUGUUCCUGUAACUGUUGCUGCCCGUGCAGAGUUGGAGUCCAGGUUCCAUAGCUUUGCAGAAAAUGAAACAUUGAGAUGUUUAGCAUUGGCAAUGAAACCCAUGCCCCGUGGCCAACAAAUUAUUUCUGCUGAUGAUGAGAAAGACCUGACAUUUAUUGGGUUGGUUGGAAUGCUUGAUCCACCUAGGGAAGAAGUAAGAGACGCUAUGCUUGCAUGUAUGACUGCUGGAAUACGUGUUAUAGUUGUUACAGGAGACAACAAGUCCACAGCAGAAUCACUCUGUCGGAAGAUAGGAGCUUUCGAUCACCUCGCUGACUUUUCUGGUCUCUCCUACACUGCUUCUGAAUUUGAACAACUUCCAGCUUUGCAGCAAACUCUAGCAUUGCAACGGAUGUCGAUCUUUGCCAGGGUUGAACCUUCUCACAAAAGGAUGCUCGUAGAAGCAUUGCGGAACCAAAAUGAAGUGGUGGCAAUGACUGGUGACGGUGUCAACGAUGCUCCUGCGUUGAAAAAAGCUGACAUUGGGAUUGCCAUGGGUUCUGGAACAGCUGUAGCAAAGAGUGCAUCAGAUAUGGUUUUGGCUGAUGACAAUUUUGCUUCAAUUGUUGCGGCUGUUGCGGAAGGAAGGGCUAUCUAUAAUAACACGAAGCAAUUCAUUAGAUACAUGAUCUCUUCAAAUAUUGGUGAAGUAGUUUGUAUAUUUGUAGCAGCUGUUCUGGGAAUUCCUGAUACCCUUGCUCCUGUUCAGCUUCUUUGGGUAAAUUUGGUGACUGAUGGAUUGCCUGCCACUGCAAUUGGUUUUAAUAAACAAGAUUCUGAUGUAAUGAAGGCGAAACCCCGGAAGGUUGGUGAAGCGGUGGUCACUGGGUGGUUAUUCUUCCGAUAUUUGGUUAUCGGAGUGUAUGUGGGUCUUGCAACGGUUGCUGGCUUUGUAUGGUGGUUUAUUUACUCUGAUAGUGGCCCUAAACUGACUUACAAUGAACUGAUGAACUUUGAAACUUGUGCUAUGAGGGAGACAACUUAUCCCUGUAGCGUAUUUGAAGAUCGGCACCCAUCUACUGUGGCGAUGACUGUACUUGUCGUUGUAGAGAUGUUCAAUGCUCUAAAUAAUCUCAGCGAAAACCAAUCUCUCUUUGUUAUAACUCCGUGGAGUAAUUUAUGGCUUGUGGGUUCAAUAAUCCUGACGAUGGUUCUGCAUGUGCUAAUACUAUAUGUUCAUCCUUUGGCAGUUCUAUUCUCUGUCACUCCUUUGUCCUGGACUGAGUGGACCACAGUCCUGUACCUUUCAUUUCCGGUUAUCCUUAUUGAUGAGUUCCUGAAGUUCCUCUCCAGAAACAAUGGUGUAGGCAUAAGGUCGAGGUUCAGAAUGAGGAGGAGUGAUCUACUCCCCAAGGACCAACGUGAUCAGUAGGAAUUUCCAGACAAAACACCAAACAGAUGAAACCUUAUAAAAAGAGUUUUGAGGAUCCAACAAUACACCCACAGAUCUUUCUUCUUUUUUUUUUGUACCAAAAGAGUUUACAUACCAAACUGUUUAACUUUGCAGUAUUGCUUCACCAAGUUCUUGCAUCAUGCCUUAAAAAAAGUUAAUUAAAUGAAUUAUUCAAGUUCCGGA